CAAACUUCUACCUAGGUAUACUCGACUGAAAUCGUUGUCGCCCUGUAGCCCUACUGUCUUUUCCUACGCUAACCCUAUGGCAAUGUUAUUACCUCAAGAGAAUCAACCUAUCGCAUGGGUUGCGUUGGCCAUAUUUUCCGGCGUGUUUUCUCAUCGCUUCUACUUCAUCAAAGGCGAACAUCAUCUCAAAGCCCCAAUUUACUUUCGGAGCCUCCUUGCACUCAUCAUACUAUUUUUCACCCCACCAGCCAAGGAAUUUCUUUCUCAACGGCUUGGGCUCCGCCAGCCAUUCCUUUUCCUGUUUUCAUAUUUGGCGUCCCUCUUCACUAGUAUUACGAUCUAUCGGAUCUAUUUUCAUCCUACCCGCUAUUAUCCAGGCCCAAGGCUGGCAGUAAUAUCCAAGUUAUGGCACUCAUGGCUGUGUCGCGGAUCUCAGAAUCAUAAAGUGCUUGAUGUAUGGCAUGAAAAAUAUGGAGAAUUCAUCCGCACCGGUCCGAAUGAGAUAACCGUCUUCCAUCCCGAGGGACUGGAAAUACUCCAUGGUCCACAGAGUACUUGCUCGAAAGCAGACUGGUACGACGUUCUCUGGCCGCAUGUUGCACUCAAUAGCAUCAGGGACAAGCCGGAACAUGAUAUGCGUCGUAAAACAUGGAAUCCGAGUUUCUCCAAAGAAGCUCUUUCGGAUUACGAUGUAGCGUACCAGAAACAUAAUAUCCGGUUCGAAGGUGUGAUACGCGAACACAACGGCCAGAAAGUAAACAUUGUGGACCUAAUUUACUAUUGGAGCUUCGACGUGAUGGGCGAGAUAACAUUUUCUAAGUCAUUUGAGACUCUUACUGAUGACCACGCGCGGGGACGCCAAAAGAUCAUACGAUACUUCAUGAGGUAUCUUGGACCGUGCUCACCGUCCCCUUGGCUCGUUAACUUGGGUUCUAGCGUCCCAGGGGUAAUGGGAAGCUGGAAUGGGAUGCUUAAGAUGUGUACAAACUACAUGACGGAGCGUAUAGAGGGAAAGACAACGAAAUCAGAUAUUGCAAGCAAAGUUGCCACUUAUAUCCAAGAUCCGCAUCAUCUAGGUGGCGAGGCACUCGCGAUGAUAAUUGCUGGCUCUGAUACUCUAGCUUGCACUUUGGUGUAUGCGCUCUUCUACCUAGCAAAGGUUCCACAUUACCAGGACUUGUUACUCGAAGAGCUGAGGAAGUAUAAUGUGCUUGGUGAUCAACAAUUCAGUCCCGCGCGUUUGCAAUCUCUUCCAUUCUUGAAUGGGAUUAUAAACGAGACCCUAAGACUCCAUAAUCCAGUUCCUGGUGGUUUACCUAGAAUUGCUGGGCCGGAAGGGCUCACAAUUGCGGGGAAAUAUAUACCGCCAUUCACCACGGUCGUGGCGCCGCGCUACCAUAUUGCUCGGUUACCGUCUUGCUUCUAUAAUCCGGACCAAUUCGACCCUUUCCGCUGGAUACACAAGAACAAGGGUUCGCACGACCUACGAGCUUUUGUACCCUUUAGCAUAGGGCGCUACAGCUGUGUGGGGCGAGAACUCUCAUUACGCCAAGCCCGGGUAUUCCUUUCGACUAUCGUGUCUACAUUUAAGAUUCGAUUUGCAGAUGGAGAAGAUGGCAUCGCAGUUGAGAGAGAUAUGGUGGAUGAAUUUACUGCAUUUCCGGGACCGCUAUGGUUGCAGUUCGAGGCACGGGUUUAGUCGGAUCAUUUGGAGUAGUCCGAGUCACAAUCAGUGACAGUGCAAGCCACAUACACGUAAUCUUGAAGCGGUCAGCAAUAGGGAACCAAUGGGACAAUUGUGCAAGUUUUCGUCUCGUUAAAGAUUUUCAUCCGUGUGGUGGCACAAGACAGGCAAACAGUAGAUCAAUCUGAAGAAUUGAUUAUGAUGCAGU
Molecule: messenger RNA, 1892 nt
Organism: Hypoxylon trugodes
Lineage: Eukaryota; Fungi; Ascomycota; Sordariomycetes; Xylariales; Hypoxylaceae
Product: cytochrome P450
Exons: 6
Coding region: 77-1699 (540 amino acids)
Molecular function (GO): monooxygenase activity; oxidoreductase activity, acting on paired donors, with incorporation or reduction of molecular oxygen; iron ion binding
Source: RefSeq, a predicted model, not a curated record